Salvelinus sp. IW2-2015 is the source of this 3503-nucleotide messenger RNA. The record is from RefSeq and is a predicted model, not a curated record. NCBI's taxonomy places the organism in Eukaryota, Metazoa, Chordata, Actinopteri, Salmoniformes, Salmonidae.
UUUCCAUAUUUGAUCAUACUGUACACUAACGUUUCUCGUAAACAUAGGUCGCACGUUUAUUGCAAGUGUUCGUUUGAAGUCACUUGUUUAAUUGUCGUUCGUCCGUCACAAUUUUUGCCAGUCUUGGGCGGCCAAAUUCAAUGUCGUAGAAAAAAACUUUACGUACACUAGGACACUUCAACUGGUCCGGGAGAAAAAAAAAAUGUAAUAACACUGUUUGCGUAAAUCUGACAGAUGUAUUGACGGGACAAACAACAUUUGCUUACGUUUCGGUAUGAAUCGCCUUAAUCAGAGCCUCUGAUUAAAUGUGUUUCUCCCGUCAACAAAUCGAUCAGAUUUACGCCGCAACCGAUUGCUCCUUUUUCUUUAUUCUCCCGGAUAAUCUUCAAUAGAAGUGUUCUGGGGUUAAUUCAUUUUGGGGGGAUUUUAAAGUCCAUCAGUCAAGCACCAGCUGAUUCCCAUUUUUGUUUCAACUUGGCAGUGCUGAAGCUUGGGAUCCCCUGCAACUGGACACGGACAUUUAUAAGGCACCCUUUCCCUGAAUCGAGAACGAAGACGUUGUCGCAAGAGCAGUGUCUCAGGUAUGGAUUGGAUAGCUGUGUUCACAUCCUUGGAGGCGGUGUGUGAGGAAAACAUCACUGCUCUGUCUGGGCCUCCUGACUUGCCAUAUGGCGACGUGUCCAGGCGCUUGGUGACAUGCAUGAGAAGGAUUCAGGACCAUGGCCGUGCCCUGGAACCUGUGGUUUCUGGCAUCACUGCAGUCUACCACCACUAUGACUUUGACUCCGAUACCCCUGGGAAUGGGUAUCGCACACUGAUCAAGGUGUUGCAGUCUUGCCUUCUGCACAUCAUCCACAACGGCCGCUACAUUGCCGCUAACUGCCACAGGGCCUUAUUCAGGGCCGACCACAACGCCUCAGAGAUGGAAGCCUAUGGCAGUGUCCUGUGUCAGCUACGGGCCCUCCUCUACAUUGCCCAGGGAAUGCUCCACGACAACAGUCCCGGGCAGCUGUACGGAGAGCAGGACGGAGAGCUGAGCAGGUGGUUGGUGAGGGAGUAUGCUUCCAUGCACAAGGCCUGCUUCUACGGCCGCUGCCUGGGCUUUCAGUUCUCAUCUUCCCUUCGUCCGAUCCUGCAGUCAUUAAUCAUAAGCAUGGUCUCGUUUGGAGAGAGCUACGAAAAACAGCAUUCCGGGUUAGGCAUGGCAGCAUUUUCCCUCCUUACCUCUGGGAAGUAUGUCAUCGAUCCAGAGCUGAGAGGAGAAGAAUAUGAGCGGAUCACCCAGAACUUGGACAUGAAGUUCUGGAAGUCCUUCUGGAACCUCACCGAAUCAGAGCUUGUAUCGGGCUUUGCCAGUUUAACCUCUACCCUAGUGCAGGUGAACCUCACCCUGACCAUACCCCCUGAACCGCUACUCCUCCCCCUGGUCUCAGACCCCCGUCUUUCUACCCCUGUGUCCCCGCCAGUGGCCCACUGGGGCCCUGGACCUGUCAACAUGCGCCUCAUCUCCUAUGAGCUUCGAGAAGGACAGGACAGUAAAGAGCUGCUAGCCUUUGCUCGUACAGAAGCUCCACCCAUUUCCCUGUCUUUAGUACCGUUUGGUGCCCAGAAGCGUCCUCCCUCCCCCUGGCUGUUGAUCCACUUCCAUGGAGGAGGCUUCGUGUCCCAGACCUCCAAAUCCCAUGAGAACUAUCUGAAGAGCUGGUCCAAGGAUCUGAAUGUCCCCAUCCUGUCUGUGGAUUACUCCUUGGCUCCUGAGGCCCCCUUUCCCAGAGCCCUGGAGGAGUGCUUCUACGCCUACUGUUGGGCCCUCAAGAACUGCCAUCUUUUGGGCUCCACUGCUGAGCGUGUGUGUCUGGCUGGGGACAGUGCUGGGGGGAACCUUUGCAUCACUGUGUCCAUGAGGGCCAUUGCCUGCGGUGUGCGCAUCCCUGAUGGUAUUAUGGCUGCAUAUCCUGCUACCCUGCUCACCAUUGAAGCCUCGCCCUCCCGCCUUCUCACCAGCUUUGACCUACUGCUGCCCUUAGGGGUGCUCUCCAAGUGUAUCAACGCCUACACAGGUGUAGACUCUGAGACGGUUCAGCCUACAGAGGGGAUCAGCACGUUGAGCGCUCUAGGUAGAGACACAGCCUCGCUGAUCAGUGACCUCUCACAUGGGGCGUCCAAAUGGAUCCAGUCCUUCAUUCCCACAGAGGUCCUAGGGUCAUGGUCAUCAUCACACCGGAGGUCCUUGGACAACGAGGCCCACCAGAGAUCAGUGUUGCCAUCUUCAUCCAACUCCUCCUCAGGCCCCAGGGACUACCCAGAAGGCUUUGAGCCCCUGCGCUCCGAGCGCUUGUCUGUAAUCCAGACGCCUAGCUGUCCCACCGUCAAGAACCCGUUUGUGUCACCCCUGCUAGCCUCUGACGACCUACUGCGUGGACUACCACCUGUACACUUAGUGGCCUCUGCACUGGAUGCCUUGUUGGAUGACUCUGUGAUGUUCGCCAGGAAACUGCAGAAUAUGGGCCAACCAGUGACCCUGAGGGUGGUGGAGGACCUCCCACAUGGCUUCCUUAGCCUAUCGGGAUUCGCAGAGGAGAUAAAGGUGGCCUCCGACAUCUGCGUAGAGCGAAUCAGAGAGGUCUUCCAGCAGAAAACUCUGCCUUCCUGUAUUCGCAAGUGACCAAUGUUUGAAAGGAAAAAUAAUGGGGCUGACCAGCUGCCUAAUAAAACCAAGGGGAAAACUAGUUGUUAUCCUCACGAAACUGGAAAGUGAAAGAUAACACCCUUUAUUGCACUAACACUUGCACUUUUCUUACUAGCACUGACUGAUAGCUGCUUUAUUGAGGAAAACAGUUUCUAAUUAUGAGUGAUAUUUGAAGUUACUGGUUAAAGAGCAUCUGCUGAGGGAGAUGUCAAUGUACACAGUUUAGUGUUUUUUUAAUCCAGGAAAGGGUCAUGUCAUUUGUAAUCAAUUAAAUGUCAUAUUGCUUAAGGUUUGAACAAUACUGAACAAAAAUACAAUUUCGCAGAUUUUUAUUGAGUAAAAAAUAAAUAAUUAAACACUGAGUGUCAGAGGGCGAGAGAGACGUUGAGUCUCCUGGGAGGCUGUGGCUUUAGCGAGGGGCUUUGUGUGGGCUUAACAAUCGUGUCUGUCUCUCCCUGUGGCAGAAAAGACGACACGCUAGACACCUUCACCUCAGAAUCAUGGGGUAAACCUUCCCAUCCCUGUGAGCCUCAGACAACAAUAACACAAUGCUGGGAUGUCCUGUAUACCCAACUGCACACACAUGCACUGGUGGCAGUGCUGGAAUAAACCUACGACCUUACACAUACAAACACACACACAGAGAGAGAGAGAGAGCCCUUAGACAACAAUAACAAGGCCCUUGGACGCCCACUGAGCUCAGAGGCAGGAGAAUGCCCUCUACUUUAUGCUUUAACAUGCUGGCGCCAAUUAUACUGAACAAUAAUAUAAACGCAACAAUUUCAAAGAUUUGACUGAGUUACAGUUCAUAUGA